Molecule: messenger RNA, 2659 nt
Organism: Tilletiaria anomala UBC 951
Lineage: Eukaryota; Fungi; Basidiomycota; Exobasidiomycetes; Georgefischeriales; Tilletiariaceae
Product: DNase I-like protein
Exons: 2
Coding region: 248-2605 (785 amino acids)
Biological process (GO): base-excision repair
Cellular component (GO): nucleus
Molecular function (GO): double-stranded DNA 3'-5' DNA exonuclease activity; DNA-(apurinic or apyrimidinic site) endonuclease activity; phosphoric diester hydrolase activity
Source: RefSeq, a predicted model, not a curated record
GACGAUACGAGCUGCUCGUGGGACAAUCGACGGUGCAUCGUGGAUGGAGAAUGGCGCCGGGUUACCUGUUAGAGCGGUACAUGCACUUCAUGUGGCAUAUGGCCAGGUGGUUCCGUGCUGCUACUGCCAAUGCCUGAGCCUUUUACAGACGGUCAGCAUAACAGUUCGGUGGCUUCAGCCCAUCAUGCCAUUUAUGAGGACGACAUCGCAAUCCCUUUGAAACCCCUUAAAGAACAUCCGAAACGCCAUGCGCAUCGUCAGCUGGAACGUCAAUGGCCUACGCACGCUCAAAGGCUACCAGCCGUGGUACUCUCACAAGAGCUUUGCCGAGUCCCUGGCGCACCUCAAAGCCGAUAUUGCGUGCUUCCAGGAAUGCAAGCUUACCCGAAAAGCUCUGCUCAGCGAGGCUUCCCUGUCACAAGGUGCAGCUUCCACAUGCGUCGUUGAGGGUUACCAGGCGUUCUUCAACCUGCACCCUGACAAGGGAUACUCGGGCACUGCCGUCUGGACACGGAGCGACGUGUGCGUGCCCGUCAAAGCCGAGGAAGGCAUAACGGGGCGCUAUGCGCAGGAAGGCGGGCCGAGCGGCAGCAUUACAGCCGCGAUCAUGGGAUCGUCAGGGGUCGGGCUCAGGGAGGCCGACCGCAUCGGGUUCGAGCCCUGUGAUAUGAAAGACGAUAUGGACAUUCAGCUGUUUAGGAGCAUCGACAAUGAAGGCCGAGCGACCGUGCUGGACUGCAGCAUGUUCGUUCUCUUCAACCUCUAUUGUCCCAAUGAAACUGGCCCGGAACGGCUUCCGUACAAGAUGGCCUUCUACAAAUGCCUCGAGGAGCGCGUCCGUCGGCUCGUCGAAGCCGGGCGCGAAGUAAUCAUCGUGGGCGACAUCAAUAUCUGUCGAGACGAGAUCGAUCACCCAGACCCAGAGCAAUCCAUGAAGGACCAUUCGCUUCCCACUUUCAAAGCCCACCCGGCGCGCGCCUGGUUCGACAAUUUUCUCGCCCCCAACGGUUCGUUCAUUGAUGUCGGGCGACAUUUACAUCCGACGCGACGCAAGAUGUACACCUGCUGGAACACCAUCAUCGACGCCAGGCCCGUCAACUACGGCACCAGGCUCGACUACACCAUCGUCUCGCCCGGCUUGAUGCCGUGGGUUAAGAGUGCCGACAUUCAGCCUGACAUUUACGGCAGCGACCACUGCCCCGUUUACAUCGAGCUGCACGAUGAGCGCUUCAUAGACGGUCAGACGUUCCGCAUCAAGGACCUCCUGCAUGCCGCUCCAGCAAAUGGUACCGUCAAGGCUCCACCGAUCGCAUGUAGCAGCUGGCCUGAGUUCUCUGCUAAGCAGCGCAAGCUCGCGAGCUACUUUGGCAGUGGAGCAGGUGCUGGUAUGAAGCGAAGCGCAAGCACAGCCUCGCGGCAGCCUGCAUCCCGGCCCGCCCUGUCGUUCUUAGCGCCAAUCACCAAAGAGUCAGCAAGCAGCGGUAGGGGCUUUUCAACGCCUGCAGCGACCAGCACCGAGGCGGAUGGUGUUGGCGCCUCGCUGGCUACUGCAUUGGCCGACGCACUUUUUGAAGUUCCCUCAGCGGAACCUGACUACAUCGCCAAGGGCAGCGGUUUCGCUUUGACACGGCCAGCAAAUGGCCCUUGCUCGUCUACUUGGCCCACUGUACCAUCAGGGGCAGCAGCAACAGGUUCAAGGCACGGCACUGCUUCAAAAGGGCCCCGGUUAUCCCAAAGCAAACCCAGAUAUGCUAGCAGCAGUGACAAAGUUUUCUCGGAGGCUUUGCCGAAAAAAAGCGGUGGCAAACCAAGUGCGGCUCCUUUAAGCAAAGGGGUAGCCAAAACUAUCAAGCCCACCGCAGCAGCUCAGAAAACUAGCGCUCACAGUCAGUUGUCCCUCAAAGCUUUCCUGCCAAAACGAAAUGUGGCGGAGACGCCGCUCGAAGGCAAAAGCUCGACACGAGACGACGAAGUAUUGGCGUCGAAUUCGGACAGAGGGAAGGAAGCCAGAGCGAAAGACACCAGCAUGGUUGCGGAACAGUCAAGCGUGGAACAAAUUACACCUCUCGACAGCGCCUUAACUGUACGAGCCGAUGAACAAGCAGAAGCAGAAGCAAGAACGGACAUCUUGAAUGCAUCCCGAUUGAUCGAUGACGAAGUCAUUCCGAUAUCACCCGACAAGGAAGAUGGUGUUUCAACGUACAAAUCCGCUAUGGCGUGGGGGCAGAUCUUCACGCCGCCACCAGCUCCGCUUUGCAGCAUGCACCAGGAAGCGGCACGCGCGUGGACCGUCAACAAGCCUGGUCCAAACCACGGGCGCAAGUUCUGGCUCUGCAAUCGCCCCGUUGGGCCCGGACAUGAGGGCAGCGGCAUCUCGCGCGAUCGCGUCAACCCCCAGCUCCGGUGCGACUACUUUUCGUGGGACAGCGACGUCAAAAGACGCCAGGCAAAGGCGAGCAAAUUUGUGCUGCCCGUGUCGGAUCAGAACCAAUGCGAGGCUGCCAAGGCUUUCGCAGAAGUCGGCCGCUGUAGGAAAGACUUUGAAGCGCAACGCGAGCAUCCUCGCGAGAGUCAGCAGGCUCACAAGAGGGUGAAGAAGAAUUAGGUACUGUAGCAUAUCCGCCGAGUUACAUCCUUGUAUCAUUAGAGCACAUCUGAA